AGAUUGUGUAGUAGAUGUUGUAGUGUAGUGGGUUGUGUAGCUCCUUCCUGUGGGUCUCUUAUCUUGAGUGUUUCUGUGUUUUUGUCUGAACUUGCAGGGUUCAUUUCCUCGUGGACUUUCCUCAGAGCAGGAAGUGAAGACCUUAUAAGGAGUGUCCUGUGAUGUCAGAGGGGGCGGGGCCUGUGCUCUAUAUAAGCCUGUAGUGCAGCGGCUCUCAGACAGAAUAACUCUCACUAAGUGAUGAAGAUGAUGAUGCUGCAGCCUCUCUGGGACCUCCUGCGGGGACACUCGUCCCUCCUGCUGUCCCCCCUGUUCCCCGUGCUCUUCUCCCUGGGGGGCUACCUCACCUGCUGCCUGCCCUACCUGCUGCUGGACCUGCUGGCCCUCAGGUGGGCCUCACUGCGCAGGUACAAGCUGCAGCCUCAGAGCUCCGUCAGCUGGGCCUCAGUGCGGAGCUGCCUGUCUCUGACACUCUACAACCACCUGGUGUUCCUGCUGCCAAUCACGCUGCUGCACGGGUACCUAAGUCCCGCCCACCUGCCGGCUCAGGCCCCGCCCCUUCCCCGCCUCCUGGCCCAGGUGUUCGUCUGCCUGCUGCUGUUCGACUUCCAGAGCUUCACCUGGCACCUGCUGCACCACAGGGUGCCCUGGCUCUACCGCACCUUCCACAAGGUGCACCACAGCUCCAGCUCCACCUGGGCGCUCACCACGGAGGCGACGGGGGCGAUGGAGACCCUGAGUCUGGGCUUCUUCUCGGGAUGCACCCCGGUCCUCCUGGGCCUGCACCCCCUCAGCCAGCUGGGCUUCUUCCUGCUCAACAUCUGGCUCUCUGUGGAGGACCACUGCGGCUACGACCUGCCCUGGGCCACGCACCGCCUCUUUCCCCUCCACCUGUACGGGGGCGCGCCGCACCACGACCUGCACCAUCUCAACUCCUCCUGCAACUACGCACCAUACUUCACCCACUGGGACCGCCUCAUCGGGACCCUGCAGACCCGCUGAGGACGGGACAGAGAGAGGGAGGUCAAGAGGUGGAGGUCAAGAGAUGGAGAAGGUCGGAGUGAAACGUAAAUGACGUGACAGACAUUAAGCUAUUUUGUAAAAGACUGAAAGAGAUGGAGGUAACGUCGUGGAGAUGAAGAGACAAAGAUGGAAGUUGACGGAGAAAAAUAAAUGGAGAUCAGUCUCAGAGAAAAAGACAUUAACAGAGACAGAAAGAGACGGAGACGAAGAGAUGGACAUGAAGAUGUGUUUCUGAAGGUCUGGAUGCAUUGAGUUAAACAUCUUGAUCACUAAGAAUAUCACGAGACACGUGUUGAAAGCUCAGAUUUACAGGGUUCUGUGAACGCCUCGUCUUCUACAUUAACAGAAUAUUUAUAUUUAUUAUAUCUUUAUAUUUAUCGCUGCUCAUUUAAAAUGUAUUUAUUUAUUUAUUAACUUCUACCUCCAUGUUGUUGUUGAUUAUUAUGAAGAGUUUUAAAGUGAGGAGUCUCUCAUGAAGGAAACCACGAUGAGACGUCUUUAAAUGUUAAAGCGUUCACAUUGAACUCGUGCUAACAACGAGGGAGCCACGGCUUUGUCAACACUUCUGUUCAGAGGGAUAUAUAAAGAAGGAGAUGAAGUGUUGAAGCUGGGACUGAAGGGGGACUGAGGGGGG
Trematomus bernacchii (emerald rockcod) is the source of this 1657-nucleotide messenger RNA. It is a transcript of the gene ch25h, whose product is annotated as cholesterol 25-hydroxylase. The record is from RefSeq and is a predicted model, not a curated record. The transcript is spliced from 2 exons. Bases 241 to 1002 code for a protein of 253 amino acids. Gene Ontology annotation, biological process: sterol biosynthetic process; cholesterol metabolic process. Gene Ontology annotation, molecular function: C-4 methylsterol oxidase activity; steroid hydroxylase activity; iron ion binding. Lineage: Eukaryota; Metazoa; Chordata; Actinopteri; Perciformes; Nototheniidae.